GCUGAUUGAUUUCCGUUAUUAGCGGAUGGCGGAUGCUCGUGACAGGCAGUGAGCUACAUGAUCAAAUGAGAUAGAAGGUAAGCAACGACCAAAGACCAACACCUGGAAUUUACUGGAUAUUAACAUCACACGUGCCCGUUAUUUAGCCUAGCCUAUGGUCUGAAGGGAGACACAACAAUAGUAUGGGAGGGUCCAGCAAACAACCAUUAGUUCCAUAACCAUAGUUAAAAGUAGCGAGUUUUAUUCUUAAGAAAACAAACUGACUAUAUGUUUCUUGAAACCAUAAUAAUUCACCUUUAUUCAACUAUUGCCCCCCCAACCAAGAACAUUGUUUUUCUCUUUCAUAGCCACGGUGACGCUUCGUUAUCAUGUGAUCAGCGAGCUGGUAUAUAGCGCGAGGAAAGGUCCGCCCUAUUUGGAAUACUGCUUUGCCCUAUUUGACGUGUCUCCCGUUCGCCUGAAUUAGCGCAUGGAUGCCUUGCUAUAAGGUUAACUUUCGAUCGACAGCCUUAUGAAUGUCUAUGGCGGCAUACGGCUUUGCGCUUGUCUUGAUCACGCAGCUAAUUAUGAGUCUUUCCAAACCGCAGCAGUAGCAGCAGCGCACGCACCGUCUCACCGAGAGCCAUGACUCUGAGCUCCGAGAUGUCGGACGCGUGUGCGCUCUCGGAAGAGCCGGACAUCGAUGUGGUGGGCGAAGGAGACGAUGACGACGUCGCGCGCUCGCGCCCCUACGACAACGACGAAUUUCCGCGCGCUCGUGACGAGCUUUUCCUCUCCACUUCGUCUCCGUGCGUGGACUCUGUUCACGGCGCUGCCGGUUCGGGUGCGCGCGACACGUACAAACCGGCGAGCAAGAACGCUCUGGUGAAGCCUCCCUACUCGUACAUCGCGCUCAUCACCAUGGCCAUCCUUCAGAGUCCCAAGAAGCGGUUGACGCUCAGCGAAAUCUGCGACUUCAUCAGCAACCGCUUUCCGUACUACCGCGAGAAGUUUCCCGCAUGGCAGAACUCAAUCCGCCACAAUCUGUCACUCAACGACUGUUUCGUCAAGAUCCCCCGCGAGCCCGGCAACCCAGGCAAAGGUAACUACUGGACGCUGGAUCCGGAGUCAGCCGACAUGUUCGACAACGGCAGCUUCCUGCGCCGGCGAAAGCGCUUCAAGCGCCAGCAGGCACCCGAGCUCCUUCGGGAACACGGCGCUUUCGUCCCUGCGUACGGCUACGGAGCUUAUGGUUGCGGUUACGGCCUCCAACUGCACGCGGCAUAUCAAGCGCAUUCCGCACUCUUUACUUUCCAGCAGCAACAGCAGGCGCCUCCGUCUUCAAGACACACCGGAACUCUGAUCCCCGCGCCUUCCCUCAUGCCAAACACAGCCGAACUCGCGCGCUCCCGUUUCUAUCCUCCGCUGAGUCCCGGGAUUUCCUCCCCGGAACAGACUGCGACCAAAUCCCCGGUACACCGCUCACCAUUUUCCAUAGAAAGCCUCAUAGGGAGUGCUGGGAGUCCGGCGCAUGCGCACUGUGCCUCACGGACUCCGCCGGUGCCUUUCGGACCGAAUGGAGCCGAAAAGUUUCCCACACGGAUUGUCAAUGGCACAAGCGGCUGUUAAUUAUUAAUUGAAGUUCACAUUAAAAAAAUAAUAAUAAGCGAUACACUCAAACGCUCCUGUUUUUAAGGUAGGAUUGUUUUUUAUUUGAUUUUUUUGUUAAACACAGCUGAAUGGUAGACAUAAAAUGCUCCUUGUGCCUAUAUAACAUCUAGUCUAACACUUUUAAUUACAUUUCAUUACAGUGAUUAGUAGACUCGGCGUAGGGCACCUCAGGAUAAUAACAUGUUUAUUUUUAACAAAAUAUAACAAACUGUCAGUUCAUCUUACGCAGUGUGUUUUGUCUCCAGACCCAUUUAAUAAAACCUUUUAAAUUUUAGUUCUUUUUCAUGAAAUUCACAAGGACUUAUAUGUGUGCUUAUAUCAGUAAUAUGUACAUUAUUUUAGUUGUAUACUCGGAGUGUAAUAUUUUUUACACGAUUUGUUUUUACAAUAAGAAUAAAUAUUGUUUUACAGAAAAGAUGAGUGGAAAUUAACUUCUUAAUAUCUACACAAAAUCUCCAAAAAUGAUAAAACAAUUUGCGAUCAACUGCUUCAUAAUUUGUCUCUGUGGAAAAGAAAAAAUAAGAUGAAAAAAGUUGCGA
This is a messenger RNA of Ictalurus furcatus (blue catfish), 2189 nucleotides long. RefSeq names its product forkhead box D1 (gene foxd1). The record is from RefSeq and is a predicted model, not a curated record. The coding region runs from base 625 to 1608 and encodes 327 amino acids. Gene Ontology annotation, molecular function: DNA-binding transcription factor activity, RNA polymerase II-specific; RNA polymerase II cis-regulatory region sequence-specific DNA binding. Gene Ontology annotation, biological process: cell differentiation; anatomical structure morphogenesis; regulation of transcription by RNA polymerase II. Lineage: Eukaryota; Metazoa; Chordata; Actinopteri; Siluriformes; Ictaluridae. The transcript has a single exon.